This is a messenger RNA of Lolium perenne, 1749 nucleotides long. Its product is annotated as desmethyl-deoxy-podophyllotoxin synthase. The record is from RefSeq and is a predicted model, not a curated record. Gene Ontology annotation, molecular function: oxidoreductase activity, acting on paired donors, with incorporation or reduction of molecular oxygen; heme binding; iron ion binding. Lineage: Eukaryota; Viridiplantae; Streptophyta; Magnoliopsida; Poales; Poaceae.
ACUAAAUCCCGUGCCAUGGCGCAACAAGAUCAAGAUAUGAUGUACUACUACUACAUUUAUUACCCUGUCCUCUUGGCCACAAUGCUAGUACUAGUUCCUCUCCUCCUCGUCAAGCUCAGGCCAGGCAAACACACCAAAAACCCACCACCGGGGCCAUGGCAGCUGCCGGUGAUCGGCAGCCUGCACCACCUCGUUGGCGCCCUUCCGCACUACGCCAUGCGGGACCUGGCACGACGGCAUGGCCCGCUCAUGCUGCUCCGUCUCGGUGAGAUCCGCGUCGUCGUGGCCUCGUCAGCCAGCGCCGCUAGGGAGGUCUUGAAAACCCAUGAUUCCAUCUUUGCCACACGACCCGAGACGAACACAAUGAAGGCGGUGAAAGGGAUCCGCGGCGGCAUGGGCAUCAUCAUGGCGCCGCAGGGCGAGCACUGGAGCAUGGUUCGCAAGCUCUGCGUCAACGAGCUUCUUAGCGCACGGCAGGUCCGUUCCUUCCAGGGCACCCGCGAGGCAGAGGCCGGGAGGCUCGUGGCGUCCGUCGCCCUCGCGUCGUCAUCCAAGUCCCAGCCCGUGAACUUCGGCUCCCACCUCGCCACCUACCUCCAUGACGUGGUCGUGCGAGCCGUUGUGGGCGACCGGAUCACGGACCGGGAAGCCUUCAUAGCGUGCCUCGACGAUUCCAUCACAGCCGCGGCCGGGUUGAGCCUCGCCGACUUGUUUCCGUCGUCAGGACUCGCCCGCGCAUUCGGCGGCGGUAGGACGCGACGGUUGAAGGCGUUGUCCAAGCGUCUGAGGCAUGCGCUGGACGGUGUGCUCGCGGAGCAAGGAGCGAGGAGGUCAGGCGGCCCCGGCGGCAAUAGGGAUGAAGACCUUCUAGACGUGAUGCUGAGGAUCCAGGCGGAAGGCACCCCUCUCGAGAUGGGAACCAUCCGCACCGUGAUCAUAGAUCUCUUCGCGGCGGGCAUGGAGACCUCGACGACGACGCUCCAAUGGGCCAUGGCGGAAAUGAUGCGGAACCCAAAAGUGUUGGGCAGGGCAACGGCUGAGGUGCGCGCUACCCUCGAAGGGCAGAGCCGCGUGACGGAGAAGGCCCUACCAGAGCUGCGCUACAUGCAACUCGUAAUUAAGGAGACGCUACGGCUGCACAUGGCCGCGCCGCUGCUCCUCCCACGGGAGUGCCAGGAGUCUUGCCGUGUCCUCGGCUAUGACGUGCCCAAGGGCGCCAUGGUGUUGGUCAAUGCGUGGGCGAUCGCCCGGGACACCGAAAACUGGGGCCCCGACGCAGAGGAGUUCAGGCCGGAGAGGUUCGAGGAAGCUGAUGACAGCGCUGUGGUGAACUUUAAGGGGCAACACUUCCAGUUUUUGCCGUUCGGCGCGGGCCGGAGGAGUUGCCCAGGGAUGAUGUUCAGCCUUGCUGCCAUGGAGCUUGCGCUGGCGAGCCUCCUCUUCCAUUUUGACUGGGAGCUCCCAGAGGGCACCGUUCCGGCUGAACUGGAUAUGACGGAGAAGUUUGGGAUCACGGCGAGGAAGAAGACCGAUUUGCUGCUGCAUGCCCGUCUUCGUGCGCCUCUUCCUCCUAAUCUAUAGGCUUGCAAUUCCAGCCAGACUGCUUCCAUCUUACGCCAUCUCGUCUCCUCAAGCAAAUAAUGUAAACUAGGUUACCUGCUUGUAUACGCUAUCGAAUUAUAUGUGUAUUCAGUAUUUUUUUAUCAAAUUUGAUUUACAAACAUGACCUCUGAUAUAUAUAUAUAUGGC